Molecule: messenger RNA, 525 nt
Organism: Heterobasidion irregulare TC 32-1
Lineage: Eukaryota; Fungi; Basidiomycota; Agaricomycetes; Russulales; Bondarzewiaceae
Exons: 3
Coding region: 1-525 (174 amino acids)
Source: RefSeq, a predicted model, not a curated record
AUGGCCGAUUUCGAUCUUGAAGACCUUGUCGACGUCGAACAAACUUUCUACAACAGCGGCUAUGAAGAUGGCUUUGCGCACGGACGCAUCCAUGGACUGAUUGAAGGCCGGGCUUUGGGUAAGGAGAAGGGCUUCGAGAUGUGGGAGGAGAUUGCUUUCUACGAGGGAUUUGCAAGGGCUUGGGUCGCAUUCUACGCGCUCACCGGCUGGACAGACGAUCGUGUAAUGCAUCACGCUCGACAGCUCCUCGACAUCACGUCACAUUUCCCUCGCGUAAAUCCGAGCACAAGUCUGACUGGAUCCGACGACGACGGUGUAGAUAUCUCGGCUCUCCAGCGCCAGACGCGGUCACGCUACAAACUUCUCUGCGCCACGCUAGGCAUCCGCCCCAGCUUGCGCGCUGCGGAUGUCGACGAUGAUCGUAUGGAUGACGCAGACGGUGCCAAUAGAGAUAAGAGGAAGAAGAAUGUAUGGAAGGUGGAGGGCCCACCCAUCCCCAAGAGUGAGCAAGGCCUCAGCUUUUAA